UGAAAAUUAAUAAUAAAGUUAGGACGGAUCAUUUUUAGAGUGACAAACUUGUGACGUCAUAGCUACUGCCUCUUAAAACAACCUGCAUCCGCUGCUGACGUCUUUUGUACAACUUUUUACAACGCAAAAAUACAUAUGGGACAACAAAGUUGUCAUUCUUGAAAACGAUAGAUAUUUAUUUUUAUAUAUUUGGUUGAUAUAUAUUUUUCAUUAAAAAAAUACGCAGCAGCUUUCUGGUUUUCUGUAUUUUAUUUAUUUAUUUUCUUUGAAAGGUGUUCGAGUGGGGGGGCAUUUUACACAAAUUAAACAUGCUACUGUGCUUCGCCCUAUAAGCAUCCAAGAAGCUUGUGCAAUCAAUUGGUACAGUCAAGCAGCAGCAGCAGCAGCAGCAGCCUGCGUGAGAGUGGAGACCUUCAGUCUCGCUUUAUUUCUGGAUAUUGGGGGACCUCUCUACCAUGUCAUAUCCACAAUUUGGAUAUCCUUAUUCGUCUGCUCCGCAAUUCCUAAUGACAAGCAACUCUCUGACCACAUGCUGCGAGUCUACCGGCAGAUCCAUCGCCGACUCCGGAGUGGCUGCGUCCGGGCAGACGCCCGUUUACUGCCCCGUGUAUGAGAGCCGACUGCUGGCGACCGCCAGACAUGAGCUCAGCUCGGCGGCCGCACUGGGCAUGUACGGGAGUCCCUACACGGGCACGCAAGGAUAUGGCAACUAUGUUACAUAUGGAACGGACGCCUCCGCUUUCUACUCGCUGGGUACAUUUGAUACAAAAGAUGCCACAGCCUCUGCACAUGCAGGUAUAACCCAAGCGACGGCCUACUACCCCUACGAUCCGACCUUGGGACAGUAUCAGUAUGACAGCAGAUAUGGUUCCAUGGAUGGAGGUCCUAGGCGCAAGAACGCCACUCGUGAGACAACUAGCACUCUGAAAGCAUGGCUGCAGGAACACAGGAAGAACCCUUAUCCCACCAAAGGUGAAAAGAUCAUGCUGGCCAUCAUCACCAAGAUGACCCUGACACAGGUGUCCACCUGGUUUGCCAACGCCAGGAGGAGGCUGAAGAAAGAGAACAAGAUGACAUGGCCGCCCAGAAACAAGGGCUCAGAGGAGAAACGAUAUGACGAGGAUGACGACUGUUCUCAGGAGGAGCAGAUAAAAAGUGAAAGUAAUGAAAAUGAUAGUCGAGGUCAAUCCAAUAAAGAUCUCCAGCUGAGCGACCUGGAAGAUUUUGACACUCUGGAGUCAGAGAGUUCGGAGUGUGAGUUGAAGCACAGAUACCACAUGAACCCUCACAUGACAACGACAGGCGACUGUCCCACUGAGCAUCUCAUCAAAGAUGUGUCUCUAAAAAUGUCUGGCCCGGCUGCACUCGGGGGGGAAGAAGACUUGAGUAAAAGUUGCCUAAAAACAAAUCAAGAGGAGUUCCAGGCAGAGAGUAGAGUGCAGCCAAAGGCUUGUUACAACCAACAGCCCCAGCACCACAUAUUAGACGGCAAACCUCGAAUUUGGUCUUUGGCCCAGACGGCGACCUCAUUGGUCCAGACUGAUUACCCUUCUUGUAUGCUGAGGUGUCAAGUACCCCCCUCCUCUUCCCUCAGCCCACCAUCAGUCGCUACCUCACCCACCUCAGGCCUGGACCGCAGGCAGGACUCGCCCGUCACCACACUGAGAAACUGGGUGGAUGGGGUCUUCCAUGAUCCCUUGUUCAGGCACAGCACUUUGAGUCAAGCCCUGACCAACACCACUGUAUCCUGGAGCAGCAGCACCACCAAAGGAUCCAUCUUGGAAGCAGAGAAGAGUCCAGGGGUCCUACACCAUGAACAGGACUCGUCCAAAGACAGUGCCAUGAGUUUCAAAACUAUUAACAAACUCUUUUGUUCAUAAUAACACCAAAACAAAUAAUUUAUUUAAAAAAAAAAAAAAAGGACAAAAACAACUGGGAUAGAACCUAUAUGUCGCCUUUUCGCUGGUACAUUCUUUAACACAAGUGAACUAUUCCAAUUGAUCCAGAUUUUGUUUUUUCCAACGCACGCGCACAAGUUGUUGAAUUGUAUAAUAUGUUUACAUCUUGGACAGUAUUUAUUAUUUAUUUUACUUUCGUUCCUAUACGCAUGCAUAUAUAAUUAAAAUAAUUUGGAGGAUCACUAUUAAAUAAAAAAAGUCUCACGAAUGCACAGCUGUUCAAAAGUUGGACACGUUUUUAAAAAGUCUAACCAAUGCACAGCUCUUCAAAGGUUGGAUGAGUUCCAACAUUGUGCACUGACAAUAAAAAAAAAAAAAACAUGCUUCCGAGGGGAGAUUGUGAUGUUCCUUAAGAGUUGCUGUCUCAGGAAGAGGGACUAAAUAGAUUUUUUUUAAUCAUUAUUAAUAAAUUUUAGCUUUAUCAUUUUAAUAGCAAAGCAGAAUUAAGAACAACAGACUAACUCAAAACAUCUCAUUUUAGAAGCAAGACCUCAAGACAGGCAAAUAUCUGAGCUCUGCCUCAUUAAUUCCAUCUAAACAGGCUGUAAUUGGGAUGUAGGUGGACAUAUUUCAUGGCACCCCAUUGAUUUCCCCUCUCAGCUCUCUCUCCAAUAUUCCCCAUUCUCAACCUUGUCCAUGAUGCAGCUGUCAAACUGCUAAGUUAUUCGCCAUGCGUCCAUUAAUGGGUUCAGAAAAGAAGCUCCAAUGAGAUAAUUUGCAGUUUUCACUUUUGACACUGGCUCCUCAAUUUCCAUCAGACAACAUCCAGGAAACAAAGGUCUGAAUGUGCGGGAAGAAAGUGAAAGGGAGGCACUCACGUUGUCUAAAAGUGAAAAGGGCAAAGGAACUCGAAUUAGUUGUUGUAGAUAAAAGGGCAAAUAGAGGGAAAAAAGUCAAGGGUACUUGACAGUAAUGGCAAAAGUGGAGCUCUCAUGGGACUCUGUCCUAGAAGAGCAAGGAGGGGAGGGAGGCGUGCCUUCCCAGAUGAAUUUUAAUGGGGGUGGGGGGAGCAUCAACGAUUGAGCCCCCUUUUUUCCUGCAAGGAAGCAAAGUGGGAUUUAUUUUAUUAGAGCAGCGGUAAUGAAUUUAUUCACUUUUAUAAAAGAUAGAACACAGCAUUUCAGAAGAAAGUUGAUUUAUGACAAGAAAAUAACCUCAGAUGUGUCAGAUAUGCAGGGUUAAUUGGUACUUAAUUAAUUAUUAUAGGAAGCAAUGGUUGCCUGAUAAGACAACCCUGCCACAAUGUUUGAUUAAUUUAGCAUGAAGGUACAUUUUAUUAGACCUGCAAUGUGGCCCUUUUUAAUUGACUGAAUAAGAGAGAGGUGGAUAGAAAAAAGGAGAGGGAGUGUAGCGCUAAAUCAUUCAGCCGUGUCAAAUAUGAACACACAGAGGGAGCGUGAUGGUAAAUUAACAGGCCCCUUUUACAUAGAGACCAUAUAAAACUGUAAUCAGCGGCGCGUUACUUUUCAUUAAGUAGCUUUGACAGUAGCAUAUUGAAAGAAGGGGGGGUUUCCAAGGCCCAAACAAACUGAAACAGAGAGAGUCAUAAGAUAAUUCCUUAAGCUCCAUUAACAACUCUUAGCCGCAGGAAAUGGGCUCCCCUGAAAACAUCUCCAAAUCUAAAAGCUUUAUCGACCUGGCAAACCUCAGCUGAUGGUGUUUUUUUUUUUUUUUCUUAUUUUCCCCCCCAACCCCCCACUCUCGCUCUCCCUGUUUCUCACCCCCUCUCAUGCACGCGCUCUUUAAGGGACAAAAACGUCCAAGUGAGGUAAUAGACUUUGACACAAUACAUUAAAUGGGGAAUGAGAAAAGUGGCAAAGAAAGGGCACUCUUAAAUGCCUUUUAAACGCUACCAAUUAGAGGUUUAAAACUCGAAUAAUAUGUCGGCCUUUGGCAUAUGUCUGACUGAGCGAGCUGAGCCAAAGGCCUAAUAACAAGCUUGAGCUCACUUGCAGAGUAAAAUGUGUACUAAUCUCACACAACUUGAUUGUUUCUAUAGAUAAUACUGUCAUUAGUAAUGAUAACCUUAAUAUCCUCCAAGUUCACUACAAACUCCUUUAAAACCAAGCGCCCUGUCAAAAAAUCACAUACGUUGAAACACACUGUUUAUAUGGGCCCGCAAUAGGUGAGUGCAACACAGAACAAUCAGCAGCCCUGACGAUCCCCUGAGAGGCACAGUCUGGGUCAGGUUAAUGCCACUGUGACCCUGAGCCAUAAAUAUAUUUACACACCAUUACACAUCAAUGUACAAACUCUCUCUGUCUCUCACACACACACAAGGAUUGUAUAAGGAUCACAAGGCUUGAUUGAAUAUUUAAUCUAGGCAGACCAACAUUAAUAAAGGGAGAAUAACAGUUAUGUGAUUGGAUGAAAACAUGAAGCAUGACAGUGUGAAUGGAGAACACAGACAUGAAACACAUAAUCAGAUCAGUGGCACCUUGAAGAGAAUCUAUGUGUUUGCAUUUUUUUCCCAAUGUGUUCAGCAUUACAAAUGUUUCCUUUUCAGUUUCAAAUUAAUAAAAUCUAAAUGUUAAAUUGUGA
Molecule: messenger RNA, 4499 nt
Organism: Syngnathus acus (greater pipefish)
Lineage: Eukaryota; Metazoa; Chordata; Actinopteri; Syngnathiformes; Syngnathidae
Gene: irx4a
Product: iroquois homeobox 4a
Exons: 5
Coding region: 456-1880 (474 amino acids)
Biological process (GO): neuron differentiation; cell development; regulation of transcription by RNA polymerase II
Cellular component (GO): nucleus
Molecular function (GO): DNA-binding transcription factor activity, RNA polymerase II-specific; RNA polymerase II cis-regulatory region sequence-specific DNA binding
Source: RefSeq, a predicted model, not a curated record